GAUCAUAAGUGGGGGAGAUACCGCCGAUCGGCCUGCCUGCCCCUCGUGAGCGCCGCCGCCGCUUGCUGCCUGCUUUCUCGGAACCUGCGAAAAGGAAAUCGUCGUCGUCGUCUCGCGUACGAACGCCGCACGACAAGUUGGAGCUUGGGAAGCAGUUGGUCCGCACCGAGUUGCUGCAGUGCGUGCGUCGCGAACGUAAAUACAGUGCCGACAAAGCCGACUAUUCGGCAACACUUCGCGUCGGCCUAGUGAGAGAGAAGAAGUGCGUCGGCCCGAGCUGCGCUUUCUCAAGGAGCGUCGCAGCCCGACGGCGUGGCCUGAUUUCGCCGCCCCAGAUUUGGCCAGAAGAGGAUUCGCAAGAUGCGGCCGUCGUCGGUUCGCAGCUGAAAAUCGAAGUGAAUUGAGUGCAUGUGCCAGUGACUCUGGACAGACCGACUGAUUAAAUAGACUCAGCAAGGUUGGACGUAAAAUUUUAUUUGUGAACUCAAGGCUUACUGAUGGACAAACGAAAGAUGCUUCCGAAAAGACCACGAAUGGAGACUUCGCGCUUGGGACCCAUCGCCAACGGCCCGAUGCAGACCCGGCCACUAGUCGCGCUGCUCGACGGCCGAGACUGCUCCAUAGAGAUGCCUAUCCUCAAAGACGUCGCCACCGUGGCCUUCUGUGAUGCCCAAUCCACAUCCGAGAUUCAUGAAAAGGUGCUGAAUGAGGCUGUGGGGGCGUUGAUGUGGCACACAAUCAUAUUAACUAAGGAAGAUUUAGAGAAGUUCAAAAACUUGCGGAUCAUCGUCCGAAUUGGAAGUGGUGUGGACAACAUUGAUGUCAAGGCUGCUGGUGAGCUUGGCAUUGCCGUGUGCAAUGUGCCAGGAUACGGCGUGGAAGAAGUGGCCGACACAACCCUCUGCCUGAUACUCAACCUCUACCGACGCACUUACUGGCUGGCUAACAUGGUGCGAGAGGGCAAGAAAUUCACUGGCCCUGAGCAGGUGCGCGAAGCUGCUCAAGGCUGCGCCAGAAUACGAGGCGACACACUUGGCAUUGUGGGUUUGGGCCGCAUCGGCUCGGCAGUGGCCCUCAGAGCCAAGGCAUUUGGCUUCAACGUCAUUUUCUACGACCCUUACCUCCCUGACGGUAUUGAGAAGUCGCUUGGACUGACCAGAGUGUACACUCUUCAGGACCUACUGUUCCAAUCUGAUUGUGUGUCUCUGCACUGCACCCUGAACGAGCAUAACCACCACCUAAUCAAUGAGUACACCAUCAAGCAGAUGCGUCCAGGCGCUUUUCUCGUCAACACCGCCAGAGGAGGUCUUGUUGAUGACGAGGCCCUCAGUGCGGCACUCAAGCAGGGACGCAUCAGAGCAGCUGCUCUCGACGUGCAUGAGAACGAGCCGUACAAUGUGUUCACAGGUCCGCUGAAGGAGGCCCCGAACCUGUUGUGCACGCCGCAUGCUGCUUUCUAUUCAGACGCCUCAUGCACGGAGCUGCGCGAAAUGGCCGCCAGCGAGAUCAGACGAGCCAUCGUUGGCCGCAUCCCUGAUAGUCUUCGAAACUGCGUCAACAAAGAGUACUUCCUCAACAGCGGCUACCCAGAGGGCAUCAACGGUGGCUUCUACGGCAGUGGCUCGCUGCCAGUGCAGCAGGCACAUUCGACCACCACACACGAAGUGCCCCAUUCUGUGGCUGCUGCUGCGGCCGCCGCCUCAGCCGCGGCCGUCGUCCCUGGUAUUCCACAGCACCUUGUUAGUACUCCUCCUAUCAGCACACCGGACCCUUCGAACCACCAUUCGGCCAAGGCCGAGUCGUCCGAGGCUGUGCACUAACUAACCAGUGCCAACCACCCCGCGUGAGACAAGAAUGACAGACAUGGUCAAGACACGACAGUCACUUAUCCACUGCCGGGACUGCGCCGAGCGGCCACGCCCCCUUACUCCCAUUCACUCGACAGUCGGAUGCAGCCUCCUUGUCCACUUGUCCACCCCCUGACUGACUCGGCCAGUCCCGAAGGCGCUGCUUUUUCGAACGAACGAACGCCGCUGCCCACAAGUACAAAAACAACCGAAACAGCAUCAAUUUCGGAAGCUGCCGCGUCUAAUCUUUUGGCAGAGUGGAGUUUGAUUUUGAAAGUGACCCAAGUGCUUACACAGUUCGGUUUUUACUUACGCUGCUUCUGAAAUUUGCAACCAACCCCGGCAGUGCAGAUAAACGUUCGGAGAGACUCGACUUUGCGUGUUUGAGCCGCGAAACUCGAAGGCCAUGUUAUUCUUACACUACAAAAUAAUGACUAGGACAAUUGAUUAUUUUUUUCAAAACUCCUUAAAGUUAGUCUUAACACUGAUACUAUUAUUAUGAUACAACAUACACGCGUAAGGAUCAUUAUGUAAUGAGAUAAAAAUUAAACGAAGAAAAAAUAUGAAUUGUAAUUUAGUGCAGUUGAUAAAGCGGUGAUGAAGAUGACGACGAUGGGUAUGAAGAUGACGAUAAAAUAAUAAUAUAUAUUGAUUGAUUAAUUUGCUAUUAUUGUAACAAUAUGAUUAGACACACUACGUAAUGGCAACCUCUCUCAUUCAUCAUGUAUGAUUUGUAAUUUCGUCACGCAAACAAACAAAACACGCACCCCAAAAAAAUCAGCCAGUGUUUUGCCGGUACGCCGGUUUGCCGAACAACGUCCGAGAAUCAUGCUGCUUCUUUCGGCAAAAGUUGAAUAAAGAAAAAAAAAGAGUUGUAAAACCGAGCUAGCUUCAAUGGUUAUAGGGUUUGUGGCAUAAAUAACAAGUAAGAAAAUCUCCUCCUCUAACACACUGCGUCCCCCACACUUGUCUUUUUACAUAUCGGCCCGUGGUCGUGCCAUUUUCGCAGAGGCCCCAAAUUCGCGUCUGGGAUUGUGAUCACGAAAAAAUGGCGUCGAGCAGGCCAAUUACGUAGCAACCUUUGGUUUCCCCUGGAUUUAAGCGCGUAGAAAAGAAAAUAGGCUCCUUGUGGCGCCAGAAAAAAAACACGUAUGAUUGCAAAUUACUCACACGAUUUGAUUCACGCUGGCCGUUGACGGACGCCAGUUUCGUAGUGCGAAAGGCGGUUUUAACAUUUUUAAAUUAGCUGACAGGAGGCAUCUACCCAACCCAUCUCUCUCUCAAUCACUCUCACUUAUAUAUUUUCAAAUUCUAUAACAAACCAAUAAAUAUGUGCGUUACAUUUAACGUGGAUGCGAUAUUUGAUGAUCAAAUUGUAAUAUUAAAAAAUUUCUUAAAAUCAUCCCUUGUUAUAAUUUUAAACGGAUGAAAAAUGUUGAAAGAACACAAACGGUUCAGCAAAAUUUCUGCCAAAAUCCAGAUCGAAUCUCGGCGCUUUUGUGUCGCUUUGAACGUUUUUCGCCACACAAACGAACUUUGCUGACCAAGGUCAUUGUACUUUUCAUUUAAUUUUUAGUAAUGGCUGACGCGUCCCUAGCGAGGUUGUUGAAGUUAUGGGGGGCCGUCUUUUGAGACUUGAAUUGCGCGGUUGGGCCUUUCGACGCGCGACCAAUCUGCUCGGUCGCGUGCGUUAUAAUUUUUGCAUUUAUCACUCGCCUUGCUAAUUCGAUUCGUUUUGUGUAAUUCGCCCCCUCCCUGCCCCCUGAUCCCGCCCUUGUUUCCACCCCGUCCUUCUUUUAAUAGUGAUGACACACAUAACACACAUACGAUCACAUACAUACACACACACUCAACACACACGACACACACAAUAUUUUUCUAUUUAUUUUUUAAAACCGACGAUCAUACAAAAGCGAAGACACAAGGGAACCAAUUUCAUCACGCAAUUAGCCAAACGAGUAAUCGCUGUUGAUUAAUGAUUGUGUAAAAUUUCUGAGUAAUCCGCGAAAUUGUUCCACGAUUGGCGAGCUAUCCAGCAAAGUAUCUCUCAUCAUGUUUUAUUUUUGUUUAUUUAGGAUGUUUCUGUAUAGAUUUUUUGACAAAAAUAAAAAUUUGCGAAUAAAAA
This is a messenger RNA of Neocloeon triangulifer, 3972 nucleotides long. It is a transcript of the gene CtBP, whose product is annotated as C-terminal-binding protein. The transcript has 7 exons. The coding region runs from base 498 to 1820 and encodes 440 amino acids. Lineage: Eukaryota; Metazoa; Arthropoda; Insecta; Ephemeroptera; Baetidae. The record is from RefSeq and is a predicted model, not a curated record. Gene Ontology annotation, molecular function: NAD binding; transcription corepressor activity; oxidoreductase activity, acting on the CH-OH group of donors, NAD or NADP as acceptor.